Molecule: messenger RNA, 1389 nt
Organism: Anguilla rostrata (American eel)
Lineage: Eukaryota; Metazoa; Chordata; Actinopteri; Anguilliformes; Anguillidae
Product: olfactory receptor 51E1-like
Exons: 1
Coding region: 24-980 (318 amino acids)
Biological process (GO): G protein-coupled receptor signaling pathway; detection of chemical stimulus involved in sensory perception of smell
Cellular component (GO): membrane
Molecular function (GO): G protein-coupled receptor activity; olfactory receptor activity; odorant binding
Source: RefSeq, a predicted model, not a curated record
UCAGGGUCUGGACUCCGGCACUGAUGGCAGAGAAAAGAAAUGUGUCGUAUGUACCUUUGAAGCAGCCCAUCGUGUUCACAGUGGAAGGCUUCAUCAUAACCAGGCAGCAGGGGUACCCCCUGUUUGUAGCCUCGCUCAUCGUGUACGCCGUGAUGCUGCUGGGAAACAUCACCGUGGUUACAGUGAUAGCCACGGAUGUCAAACUCCACAAGCCCAUGUACAUGAUGAUGUGCAACCUGGCAGCGUGCGAUCUGCUCGGGGGCACGACGGUCAUGGCCCAGCUGAUGUCACAGUUCCUGACAGGGAACAAGACCAUCGGCUACGUGGCGGCAAUAGUCCAGGUCUUCUGUGUUCACACGUAUGGCUCAGUCGUUGCCACUAUUCUGUCCGCCAUGGCGUAUGACCGCUACAUUGCCAUCUGCCAGCCACUGCACUACCAUGCCAUCAUGACCACUACGAGGCUGGUUUCGCUGUGUUUUGUCGCCUGGCUCAUUCCAAUUUGCCUGGUGAUGAUCCUCCUCAUUCUGACCGUGGGAACACCACUGUGUGGGACGUUAAUCAUGCAUGUCUACUGCAGCAAUAGUGCUAUUCUCAAGCUGGCAUGCAUCCCCACCCCCAUCAAUGACAUAUACGGUAUGUGUACAAUUUAUUCCGUAACUUUGGGUUGCUUCUUAGUCAUUGCCUUUUCCUAUGUGAAGAUUCUCAAAGCGUGCAUCAUCAAACAGGAGAAAAACAGUCGGAGCAAGGCCAUACAAACGUGUGCCUCCCAUCUCACCAUUUAUUUCCUCUUUGAGAUCUCUGGCUUCACCAUUUUUAUGACUUACAGUCUGCAAGAUAUCAGCCCCAACACCAGGAAGUUCUGCUCCAUUCUUCUUUUCAUUGUGCCCCCCACAGUCAACCCAAUCAUCUACGGCAUUGCCAUGAAAGACAUACGCACACGCAUUGUGAAUCUUUUCAAAUCCAAUAUUUCCUCAAAAUAGGUAAAUCAGCAUGUACUACCCAGUAAUCCAAAUAAUAUUUUUGAAAUGUUUAAAAUGUUUAGGUGGAAGAAAGUUGUUAAAUUGGUAAAAAUAAACAAAUAAAUAAAAUUUUAAAAAGAACUGUCUCUAAAACAUAUCCCUAGUAGACAAAGUGUCAGACGGACCAUUUUAGCUGUAAAGUUGUGGUUCAGGGGCUGGUAAAACUGUACAAAAUUGUGCAAAUAUUGCUACAACAUAGUUAUUCUCCACACCCUUCCACAAUUUCACCUCAUCAUUGUUCCCCCAUGAACCUUUUGCAUUAUAAAAAGCAAAUCUAGCCUACAUUUUAAAAACCAAUAAGAAGCACUUUACUUUUUAAAAUAAAGCACAGCAAUUGUAAUCAAGUUUUUGCUUCUGUUGUAAAAACAAA